UUUAUUUUUUCACUUGGUCGCGGAAUUUUCGUGGUUGAAAAAUUUUCUUCAACGGUAGAAUCGCAGCAUAGAUCUGUCUGUGUGCUCUGUGCAGUUGCCUGAAAUUGCCAAGAAUGUCGGCGGCGGCGCUUCUCUCCUUCUUCCUCGUCUUGCCGGCGAUUCAGUUUGGCUCCUCCGUAGGAUCGUCGUGCCCUAUUAAUUUUACCUACGUCGGGACUUUUCCAUGGGACACUUCUCCCUGCCGACAAUCGCCUCAUCCGGAGUGCUGCCAAACCCUAAGGGGCGUUUUAGGGAUAGGGCUCGCCGAGUACCUCAAUCGAACCUCGAGGUUUUACCUGCCUGAUGCGGACACUUCGUCGUCUUGCCUGCUGGACUUUCGGGACAGCCUCGGACCGCUGUCGAUUUCGGGAGAUGUCUUCGGCGAAUGCUUCAACGACACAGGGGAGUUUGCGAACAAGCCGUCGAGCUGCGCGGGGAUUGCGACAUUAAACGAUUGGAAUCAGAAAGUUCCGAGGAACAUCCCUCUCGAAUCUUCCUGCAGCAGCGAUUCGCUGACUGGGAUGGUUAGCUGCGUGUUCUAUGCUGCUGCUAUAGUCAACGAUUUUGGCCCUGAGGAUGUGAGAGUUGCUUCUUGUAUGCUCCGUCUGCCGUUAGCUGCAAAUAAGAAUGCCGAUCGAUCGAACAGUAGUAAAGUGAGGUUGAUUUCGGGCAUCCUCGGCGGUCUUUUGGGGGCAUGUCUUGCAGUUUUUGUGUUCUUGUUUUACAGAAGAUGGAGUAGGAAGAUGAAUCAAGAAAUGGUGCAUCAACAUUAUGUUGUUUCUAUGAAAUCGAAAGUUCAGCCCAACACUGGCGCCAAAUGGUUUCAUAUAUCGGAAUUAGAGCAAGCUACGGAUGGAUUUUCAGACAGGAAUGUGAUCGGGAGAGGCGGAUUCGGCAUCGUUUAUAAAGGGACGCUGCCGGGGGGCGCGGAAGUGGCCGUCAAGCAAGUUCUUGAUUUGGAUUCGAAAGGGGACGACGAAUUCACUAAUGAGGCUGAGAUCAUAAGCAAGAUUAGGCACAGAAAUCUUUUGUCUUUGAGGGGAUUCUGCGUCAGCAGCGAGAGAUUUCAGGGCAAGAGAAGAUUCCUCGUUUAUGACUACAUGUGUAAUGGCAGCCUCGAUGAUCAUUUGUUCGUCGAUGGCGGCAAGAAUCACUUGUCCUGGCCACAGCGGAAGAAUAUAAUUCUCGACAUUGCGAAAGGGCUGGCUUACUUACAUUACGGGAUCAAUCCAGCUGUGUACCAUCGCGACAUUAAAGCUACUAACAUUUUGUUGGAUUCGGACAUGAGGGCCAAAGUGGCUGACUUUGGGUUGGUUAAGGUUAAUGCCGGUGGCGAGUCUCAUGUCACUACAAGGGUUGCCGGCACGCGCGGAUAUUUGGCGCCUGAAUAUGCGCUUUACGGACAUUUAACUGAGAAAACUGACGUCUAUAGUUUCGGGAUACUGAUCUUGGAAAUUAUUAGUAGCCGGAAGGCGCUGGAUGCAUCAGAGCCGUGGAAGAGGCUGAUCACCGAUUGGGCUUGGGAGUGUCUGAAAUCGGGAAGAGUCGAGGAGAUAUUCCACGACUCGAUCAGACAAGAAGGGCCGAAGACAGUGAUGGAAAGAUUCGCGCAGGUCGGGAUUCUAUGCGCUCAUGUGACGAUGGCUGCUCGACCUACUAUUGCUGAGGCUGUCCGGAUGCUCGAAGGCGACAUCGAUGUCCCGGAACUGCCGCCGCGGCCGGCGCCGCUCAGACAUGAGCCGCUGGAGAUGUCUUUUGGGUACAGCAUGUCGACGUUGAGCAAGGGAUCAAUGGAGCAGUCGAGCGUUGGCAGCAGUAUUUCAUGAAAGUUCGAUGUUGUGUAUGAUGUAAAUGACAUUUGCUGUCUUGUGUUCUUGUAAGCAAAGACAUUGAUUUUUUCAUCAAAGAUGUUAACUUUUUAUGAUAUUAACGUUAAUAACAU
This is a messenger RNA of Andrographis paniculata, 1981 nucleotides long. Its product is annotated as probable receptor-like protein kinase At1g11050. The record is from RefSeq and is a predicted model, not a curated record. Gene Ontology annotation, biological process: protein phosphorylation. NCBI's taxonomy places the organism in Eukaryota, Viridiplantae, Streptophyta, Magnoliopsida, Lamiales, Acanthaceae. Bases 114 to 1865 code for a protein of 583 amino acids. The transcript has 2 exons. Gene Ontology annotation, molecular function: ATP binding; protein kinase activity.